CGGGCACUGAUUUCUCACAGACUGAGUCCUCUGACGGAAACGUAGUAACCGGGGAGUACCGGGUUCUCUUGCCCGACGGGAGGACACAGAUCGUCACUUACACCGCCGAUCAUGAGAACGGUUUUGUUGCAGAUGUUAGGUAUGAGGGUGAAGCUCAGUACCCUCAGGGAAGUAAUGGCGGUGGAUACGGGGGGCAGCAGGACAGUGGAUACGGGGGGCAGCAGGACAGUGGAUACGGGGGGCAGCAGCAGUGGAUAUAGUGGAUACGGAAGGCAGCAGGACAAUAAUACUGGGUUUGGGGGACAACAGAAUGGAGGUAACAGUUACGGAGGACAACAGGGAAAUAAUAAUGGAUUUGGUGGGCAGCAGAGCGACAACGGUGGAUAUGGAGGACAACAAAAUAAUAACGGGUAUGGAGGUCAGGAAAAUAACGGUGGCAACAGCGGCUAUGGAGGACAACAGAAUACGGGUGGAAGCAUCUUCGGUGGCAGCACGGGUCAGGCCUCAGGGUAUGGCAGGAAGAAAUAGCAAUGAUUCUAGUAAAUUGAUGAUACAGAAAAGAUAUUAGACUUGAAAAUUCAGGUGCUUUCUAUUUACAAUCGAUUUAUUUAUGUGUCAUUACUAUAAUUUACUUACUAUAUUUUUUAAGCCAAAAUCCGUCAGUUGUCUCAUAAAGUGUGAAAUGAGUGUUGUAGGUGUGUUUCUGUGUGAUGUAAAGCCAAUAGAUAUAGUGCCAAUUAGUUAGUAGAUAUGUUUAGUGAAAGACCUUGCCAUCGCUUUAAGGCAAAAAUAGUUCACAAUAUCUGUUGCAUUAAAAUCCUUGUGAAUGUCCUUUCAUGUUCAUAAGGAGCCGAUGGAACAGGUUUUGUCUCUGAGGUGAAUACUUGAAAUGGAGUUUUUAUUUUCGUGCAGAUUUACAUGCCUGUAGUAAUAUAUUUAUAGCAACAGAAUUAUAUUAGUAUAAAAAUCUACAUUAUUUUUGUAAAAGAAAAUCAAGCAAAAUAUAUGAUAUGCAUUUA
Penaeus vannamei (Pacific white shrimp) is the source of this 1019-nucleotide messenger RNA. The record is from RefSeq and is a predicted model, not a curated record. Lineage: Eukaryota; Metazoa; Arthropoda; Malacostraca; Decapoda; Penaeidae.